AUGGAAAGCCCCUGUGACCAGUCCUCCAUGGCCCUGAGCGACAUGAGUGUCACCAUAGUGCUGGCAGUAGUGGAGAACCUCUCUAGAGUUCUGAAGGCUCCUCCUGUCGCUCAAGUCUACUACUCCCGUUCCACUGGUGUCAGGAUGGUCCACUCACUCAACCGUAAGAUCCAGUGCCUAAGCAGCCCUGAGGACCUUAGGAGAGCUCUUUUCACCCAAAGUUCCACCUUGAUCAGCACCAUCAUUGAAGCUGUGAGCACCAAAGUCCAGAGGCUGUUUGAAGCUCCUGCUGACUACAUUCCAUUAAGCUCUAUCCGCAGCUGGCUAUCAGAGCCCAAGGCGAGCGAGGUUCGUCCAAAGUGCCCUGACCAGCUGGUAAUCUCCUCGGAGAUCCUGAGGAACAUCAUUGGUAUGAUAGUUUAUGUAGUCUUCGAAGGCCACCUAGAGGAAGACAUCAACCUUCAUUACUGGCCCCUCAUAAACGACAUAAUCCACCAGCUGUCACUGUGUGGGGUCAAAGUCACAAAGAAAGGGGGCAAGGCCAACUGGCACAUUGGCUGGUACCAGAUCCUUGAGAUGGUGACAAACAUCCAUACUCAUCUUCACCACUAUACUGGCACAGAGCUGGUACUAAAGUUUGCAACAUCUGCCAGGGCCACCAUGCUAACGAGGCACAUGGUUCACCAUGUGGUCGAGGAGCUGGUAAAGCUGAAGGACGUGGAUGAAGGGACACCAGCUUCAGGGAGCAGUGAGGCUUUGCCCCGGCACCAUGCAUAUUACCCCCAGGAAUUGCCACUGCAUCCUGCACCCCACCACCAGGCUUUGCCCCUCUAUCAUGCCCCCCACCACAAGGCUUUGCCCUUCUAUCCUGCCCCCCACCACCAGGCUUUGCCCCCCUGCCCCCACCACCCUGCCCCCACCACCAGGCUUUGCCCCUCUAUCCUAUCCCCCACCACCAGCCUUUGCCCUUCUAUGCUGCCCCCACCACCAGGCUUUGCCCCUCUAUCCUGCCCCCCACCACCAGGAUUUUCCCAGGUAUCAUGUCCCCCACCACCAGGCUUUGCCCCGACAUCAUGCCCCCCCACCACCAGGGUUUGCCCAGGCAUCCUGCCAGCCACCACCAGCCUUUGCCCUUGCAUUGUGCCCCCCCCCACCACCAGGAUUUUGCCCAGGCAUCCUGUCCCCCACCACCAGGCUUUGCCCCGGCAAAGGUGCCCCCACCACCAGGCUUUGCCCUUGCAUUGCCCCCCACCACCAGGCUUUGCCCAGGAAUCCUGCCCCCCACCACCAGGCUUUAACACCCAUCAUGCCCCCACCACCAGGCUUUCCCCGCCGUCAUGCCCCCCACCACCAGGCUUUCCCCCGGCGUCAUGCCACCCACCACUCACUAUCGCGGAUCAUAUCUGCACUCUAAUUCAGAGCAUCACUGCCAGAUCCAACAACAUCGUCAACAAGGAGUUGGAGAAGUGUAUCGACUCUUAUAGUAAGAGCAUCUGGGCUGACACUUUCUACUGUGAGUACAUGAAGAUGUACCCAUCACCCCAGGGGAUUGAAGCCUUCUCAUUUGAUGAGGAGAGAUUUUUAGUGGUGGCCAACAUAAUCGGCAGAAUAUUGCUGAACAACCUCCAGCUAGAGAUGCUCCUCUCAGUGGAAGACUUCAAUGUGGAUGAAGUAGGGAGCAGUGGGUCUGUGGACAUGAUCCGGGCAAUCCCAGAGACCCCUAACCCUGAUAAAGUGGUAGACAUCACAACACCCCUGACCACUAAUCCAGUCAACCUUGAGAUUUUGGAUGAAACACUUGUCCUUCAGUCAGGCUUUGCCACGGCACACUGCACCCCACCACCAGGCUUUUCCCUGGCAACCUGCACCUCGUCGCCAAGCUUUGCCGUUAAUGCCAUGCAGGGCUUUGGCACCAAAGUCAUCCUGAAACAAAUGGUCCUGCUAUUCUUGGAGAGGCUCCCUCCUUCGUCAGAGGACCUUGAGUCAGAGUUCCUGACUAUCACUGAUCGUAUCUGCACGCUGUUUCAAAGCAUCACUGCCAGAUUCCACAACAUUGUUAAUGAGGAGCUGGAGAACUGUACCGACUCUGACAGUAAGAAGUACUGGGCUUACACCUUCUACUGGGAGUACAUGAAGAGGUACCCAUCAUCCCAGUGCCUGGGGAUUGAAGCCUUCACAUGUGAUGAGGAGAGAUGUUUAGUGGUGGCCAAAAUGUUUGCAAAGAAGAUGUGUCCCAAGAUGCUCCCCUCAGCAGCAGACUUCGACGAGGCUGAAGAUUCAGGCAGCAAUGGAUCUGUGGACUUGAACCUGGCAAUCCCAGAGACCCCUAACCCUGUCAAAGUGGUAGACAUCACAACACCCCUGACCACUAAUCCAGUCAACCUUGAGGUUUUGGAUGAAACAGUUGUCCUUCAGUCAGGCUUUGAAACGGCACACUGCACCCCACCACCAGACCUUACCCCAGCACCCUGCAUUCCACCCCCAGGCUUUGCCCUGGCAACCUGCACCUCGUCGCCAAGCUUUGCCGCUAAUGCCAUGCAGGGCCUUGGCACGAUAGUCAUCCUGAAACAAAUGGUCCUGUUUUUCUUGGAGAGGCUCCCUCCUUCAUCAGAGGACCUUGAGUCAGAGUUCCUGACUAUCACUGAUCGUAUCUGCACGCUGUUUCAAAGCAUCACUGCCAGAUUCCGCAACAUCGUUAAUGAGGAGCUGGAGAAGUGUACCGACUCUGACAGUAAGAAGUACUGGGCUUACACCUUCUACUGGGAGUACAUGAAGAGGUACCCAUCAUCCCAGUGCCUGGGGAUUGAAGCCUUCACAUGUGAUGAGGAGAGAUGUUUAGUGGUGGCCAAAUUGUUUGCAAAGAAGAUGUGCCCCAAGAUGCUCCCCUCAGCAGCAGACUUCGACAAGGCUGAAGAUUCAGGCAGCAAUGGAUCUGUGGACUUAAACCUGGCAAUCCUAGAGACCCCUAACCCUGUCAAAGUGGUAGACAUCACAACACCCCUGACCACUAAUCCAGUCAACCUUGAGGUUUUGGAUGAAACACUUGUCCUUCAGUCAGGCUUUGCCCCGGCACCCUGCAUUCCACUUCCAGGUUUUUCCCCAGUACCCUGCAUUCUACCCCCAGGCUUUUCCCCAGGACCCUGCAUUCCACCCUCAGGCUUUGCCCUGACAUCCUGCACUGCAUCGCCAAGCUUCGCCACUAAUGCCAAGCCAGGCUUUGGCACGAAAAUCAUCCUGAAACAAAUGGUCCUGCUAUUCUUGGAGAGGCACCCUCCUGCAUCAGACGACCUUGAGUCAGAGUUCCUCACUAUCGCCGAUCGUAUCUGCACGCUGUUUCAAAGCAUCACUGACAGAUUCCGCAACAUCGUUAAUGAGGAGCUGGAGAAGUGUACCGACUCUGACAGUAAGAAGUACUGUGCUUACACCUUCUACUGGGAGUACAUGAAGAGGUACCCAUCAUCCCAGUGCCUGGGGAUUGAAGCCUUCACAUGUGAUGAGGAGCGAUGUUUAGUGGUGGCCAACUUGUUUGCAAAGAAAUUGUACCCCAAGAUGUUCCUCUCAGCAGCAGACGUCGACGAGGCUGAAGAUUCAGGGAGCAAUAGACCUGUGGACAUGAACCUGGCAAUCAACGUCAAAUUUGUCCCUAACCCUGUCAAGGUGUUGGAGUUGCUUCAACCCCUGUCACUGCCAGACAUCAAAAAGCCCUUGACCACUAUCCAUGACAAAGUGCUGGACAACACAACAACACCCCUGGUUGAUGCCCCAGUUAAGGUGGACAACAUCACAUCACCCCUGGUUGAUGCCCCAGUUAAGGUGGACAACAUCACAACACCCCUGGUUGAAGCCCCCGUUAAGGUGGACAACAUCACAACACCCCUGGCCACUAAUCCAGUCCACCUUAAGGUUACGGAUGAACCAGUUGAAUUCCAGUCAGAAGAUGUUGUGGUCAUUAAACCAAAGAAAAGCAGAGUUAUGAGAUUCUUCCGUCGACUUUUCUGCUGCAUAAACGAAGAUGAUUUGAUGGUGUGAACCUGACCAGCUUUUCAGAGGAUGACUUCAGCUCACACACAAACACACGGGGCGCACACACACACACAUACACACACACACACACACACACACACACACACACACACACACACACACACACACACACACACACACACACACACACACACACACACACACACACACACCACAGUUGUUGUUUAACAUGAGUUUCGCAUGUUAAAAAUUUCUCUAUAAUUUUCCCUCAUUAAAUAUUUUAUUAUGUCUUCAUUCAAUGACAACUUUUACUAUUUACAGUAGCAAUCGAUUUGUAUUGUUAUUUUUGUAUAUAUUUUUUUGUAUAUACGAAGAUGAUUUGAUGGUGUGAACCUGA
Messenger RNA from Oncorhynchus tshawytscha (Chinook salmon), 4381 nucleotides. RefSeq lists its product as uncharacterized. The transcript is spliced from 10 exons. The coding region runs from base 1 to 4029 and encodes 1342 amino acids. The record is from RefSeq and is a predicted model, not a curated record. Lineage: Eukaryota; Metazoa; Chordata; Actinopteri; Salmoniformes; Salmonidae.